UUCCAUCCUGAUCAAAUGCUUCAUUCACUCCAAUAUUUUGCAUAAUCUCAUCAUUCCCUAUCAAUUUACCUCCGGAAAUUCUCUCAAUUCUCUGCAUAUUUCUUCAUUUUCGCAUGUUUGAUUUCAAUUAGCGCCAAAUUCGAACUGCAAAAUAGGCAAAGAAAUGUCAUCAUCAUCGAAAUCGAUGCUGACGCCGCCGCAGAAACACUCGGCGUCAGCACUCUUUGCGAUGGCCUUGAACCAGGCGCAGAUCCACCAGACUCAGCCACUCGGCCUUCCCGCCUCCGCCGAUGACGGCACUCCGUCGCUGCUGUGGGGCAAUCGAUCCUCCGCCCUCCUUCAACCUGUCUUCAAGUUUUUUGAAAUUGAUAGCAAAUCAUGGGGUGGGCUGGAGGACUCUGCUGGAUCUUCACCAGCAAAGAAUCAUGGAGCUUUCCUAAGGUUACUUGCGGAGGAAAGUGGUAAUGUGCCAUCAGAAGUUGCUAAGAAUGUAACUGCUCUAGUCGACGCUGUCGAUGCUAUGUCUUCGAAAUUGGAAUUAUCGCCUGCAGACCAUGACUCCAGAAAGGAAAGACGACUAAAGUAUGAGUAUUCGUGUCGGGAGAAGUUUUCAGCCCCGGAGGAAACUCAAGAAUCGAAACCAGAAGAGAGGGGUCCAUCUGAUGUUUCUCAGCUGGAGAAAGAUGUUGCUACAUCUAAAUCAGAGCAAGCGGUCAGAAAAAAUAUCAUUGAAUCAGAUGGAAGGCCAAUGGAAGAGGCAGAAAUAGUUAGUUACCAGACGAAGGUUUUGGUUCUUUAUGAGCUUCUUUCAGCUUGUCUGGCAGAUCUGCCUGAAGAUAACGAAAAGUCCGCCAAAAGAAGAAAGGGCUAUGAUUCCAGACAUCGUGUAGCAUUGAGGUUGCUGGCAACAUGGUUUGAUGUCAAAUGGAUAAAAAUGGAAUCAAUUGAAAUUAUGGUUGCUUGUACUGCGAUGGCAAUUUUGAAAGAGGAGGAAUCCAAAGAAGACGGAAAUUCCACAGACACCUCGUGGGAGAAGUGGAAACGUGGAGGCAUCAUUGGUGCUGCUGCACUAACAGGAGGUACCUUGAUGGCAAUUACUGGAGGUUUAGCUGCUCCAGCAAUUGCAGCUGGGUUCGGUGCUUUAGCACCAGCAUUAGGGACCAUUAUACCUGUUAUUGGGGCAGGUGGGUUUGCAGCAGUAGCUACUGCUGCUGGAAGCGUUGCGGGUUCUGUGGCUGUUGCAGCUUCCUUUGGAGCGGCUGGAGCCGGACUAACAGGUACCAAAGUGGCUAGGAGAAUUGGUGAUGUUAAAGAAUUUGAGUUCAAAACAAUAGGGGAUAACCAUAAUCAAGGGCGACUUGCUGUUGAGAUCUUAAUAUCAGGAUUCGUUUUUGAGGAAGAAGACUUUUUGAGACCUUGGGAAGCACAACAUGAAAACUUGGAAAGGUACGCACUGCAGUGGGAGUCGGAGCAUCUAAUUGCUGUCAGCACUGCUAUUCAAGACUGGCUUACUUCAAAAAUCGCCAUGGAAUUGAUGAAACAAGGUGCCAUGAUGACUGUAUUAAGCACCCUUAUGACAGCACUGGCAUGGCCAGCAGCAUUGCUUUCUCUUACUAGUUUUAUCGAUAGCAGUUGGGCAAUUGCCAUAGACAGAUCCGAUAAGGCAGGAAAAAUGCUGGCAGAAGUGUUACUGAAAGGUUUGCAAGGCCACAGGCCUGUGACUCUCGUGGGUUUCUCAUUAGGAGCGAGAGUGAUUCUGAGUUGCCUUGAGACUUUGGCUGAAAGUGAAAGUAAUGCUGGGCUCGUGGAAAGAGUUGUUCUUCUUGGAGCUCCCAUAGCUAUUAAAGACACAAACUGGGAAGCUACUCGAAAGAUGGUGGCUGGGAGAUACAUCAAUGUAUAUUCAACAAAUGAUUGGAUGCUCGGAAUGGCAUUUCGUGCCAAUCUCCUUACAAGAGGAUUGGCCGGAAUUCAGCCGGUUGAUGUCCCAGGCAUUGAAAAUGUGGACGCGACUGAAUUUAUUGAUGGGCACUCGUCUUAUCUAUGGCGCACGCAGCAGAUCCUAGAACAGCUCGUGCUGGAUACUUAUUACCCUGUUUUCAACCGAGAAGAUGUGAAACCAUAGAGAUUGGCACUCAUUAUUCCACCUUCAGAAUCAGGAUAGAGCUGUGGACGAUGACAGCAUUGAUCCUCGAAUUGGAGCUGAUCCGUCGACUGCAUGUAGAUACAAUAGAGAAUUUUUAGUUAGUGAAUUACUUGUUAGAGGCUGUUAUUAGAUACAAACAUCUACUCCUAGUGUUCUUUGUCACUUCUUGCUUUCAAAUUGUGGCCUUAGGUAGACUUGAAUCUUAUAUUACUUUCACUUCUUCC
Messenger RNA from Salvia hispanica, 2370 nucleotides. RefSeq names its product transmembrane and coiled-coil domain-containing protein STS1-like. The record is from RefSeq and is a predicted model, not a curated record. Lineage: Eukaryota; Viridiplantae; Streptophyta; Magnoliopsida; Lamiales; Lamiaceae.